Molecule: messenger RNA, 4503 nt
Organism: Grosmannia clavigera kw1407
Lineage: Eukaryota; Fungi; Ascomycota; Sordariomycetes; Ophiostomatales; Ophiostomataceae
Product: mRNA splicing factor RNA helicase
Exons: 6
Coding region: 1-4503 (1500 amino acids)
Biological process (GO): mRNA splicing, via spliceosome
Cellular component (GO): spliceosomal complex; intracellular anatomical structure
Molecular function (GO): ATP binding; RNA binding
Source: RefSeq, a predicted model, not a curated record
AUGGAUCGUGAUCAUGACAGCUACCGGGGAAGGGGAAGCAGCAGGGACCAUGACGGUGGACGAGAGCGAGAAGUUGAUCGUGAGACCUACAAUACAAACUUCAAGCGCCGAAGAUUGAACUUUACCAAGUCCCGUCACGACGAUGACCGGUCCAAUGGUGACCGAUCGCAAAACUACGACCGAUCGGCGACUCCACGAGGCCGGCGCGGAGACUCGACGCCUAUGAGACGGGACCCUGAAGCAUCGGAAGCUCCUGACGAAGAUGACGCCGCGCUGGAUCGUGAUUGGUACACAGGAGACGAAUUUGGUCAUACAUUUGGAGACGAAGACCACAACCCGUUCGGCUCGUUCGACGACAGGACAUGGGACGACAAGGAGACCCAGGAGAAGGCACAGUUUGAGAGGAAGGUCGGCCGGUUCGAUCGCGUGAAUCCACGCGCCUUGCAGAAGCAACGGGAUGUGGACGCAUGGGAAACGAAUCGGAUGCUGACGAGUGGCGUGGCCCAACGACGGGAUAUGGGAGACAGCUUUGAUGACGAGGAAGAGGCCAUGCGUGUGCACCUCUUGGUACACGACUUGCGCCCGCCAUUCCUGGACGGCAAAACCAUCUUCACGAAGCAGCUAGACCCAGUGCCAGCCGUUCGAGACUUUCAGAGCGACAUGGCCGUAUUCAGCCGAAAGGGCAGCCGUGUUGUGCGAGAGCGGAGGCAGCAGAGAGAGAGGCAGCGUGCUGCAAAGGACGCGACCGCCAUGGCCGGCACAACCCUUGGCAAUAUCAUGGGCGUCCACGAAAACGGCGACGCCGACGGCGACAGUGCGGUGCCGGUGCCUGGCGAAGAGAACGGCAAUGCUACUGCAGAAGGGUCUUCCAAGGGGAACAACAAGUUUUCCCAGCACAUGAAAAAUAACAACGCGGCGAGCAACUUCAGCCUGAGCAAGAGCUUGCGCGAACAACGCGAGUUCCUGCCGGCGUUUGCCGUGAGAGAGGACCUGAUGCGCGUCAUUCGCGACAACCAGGUCAUCAUUGUCGUUGGCGAGACGGGAUCGGGAAAAACCACGCAGCUGACCCAGUUUCUAUAUGAAGACGGAUAUGGAAACGUGGGCAUGAUCGGCUGCACGCAGCCGCGCCGAGUCGCGGCCAUGAGCGUGGCCAAGCGCGUGAGCGAGGAGAUGGAGGUGCAGCUCGGAAGCGUUGUCGGCUAUGCCAUUCGGUUUGAGGACUGCACAAGCAAGCAGACCUUGAUCAAGUACAUGACCGACGGCGUGCUGCUGCGCGAGUCUCUUAACGAGCCCGACCUGGACCGCUACUCUUGUGUGAUCAUGGACGAAGCCCACGAGCGGGCAUUGAACACGGAUGUCCUGAUGGGCCUUUUCAAAAAGAUACUGCAGCGCCGGCGCGACCUGAAGCUGAUUGUCACCUCGGCGACGAUGAACUCGAAGCGAUUUUCGGACUUUUUCGGCGGCGCGCCCGAAUUCAUCAUCCCAGGCCGCACAUUUCCCGUGGACGUCAUGUUCCACCGAUCACCCGUCGAGGACUAUGUGGACCAGGCUGUGCAGCAGGUGCUUGCCAUCCAUGUGUCGAUGGGUGCGGGUGAUAUUCUCGUCUUCAUGACCGGCCAGGAGGACGUGGAAGUCACCCAGAUGCCGGCUGAUCUCCAGGCCAAGAUCUUUGACAAGGCGGAAACAGGCGUGCGCAAGUGUAUUGUAGCUACCAACAUUGCCGAGACGAGCUUGACGGUGGAUGGUAUCAUGUAUGUGGUUGAUGCGGGCUAUUCGAAACUCAAGGUGUACAAUCCGCGCAUGGGCAUGGACACGCUGCAGAUCACGCCGAUCUCGCAGGCAAACGCAUCGCAGCGUUCGGGUCGCGCUGGGCGCACCGGUCCAGGCAAAGCAUUCCGCUUGUUUACCGAGAAGGCCUUCAAGGACGAGCUGUAUAUCCAGUCGAUUCCCGAGAUCCAGCGCACAAACCUCAGCAACACAAUCUUGCUGAUCAAGUCUCUGGGCGUCAAGGAUCUGCUGGACUUCGACUUUAUGGACCCGCCACCACAGGACACCAUCACGACAUCGCUAUUCGACCUGUGGGCCCUCGGCGCCCUGGACAACUUGGGCGAACUGACGGAUCUGGGCCGCAAGAUGAAUGCUUUCCCCAUGGACCCGCCACUAGCCAAGCUGCUGAUCAUGUCUGAAGAAUACGGUUGCAGCGAGGAGAUGGUUACAAUCGUGUCGAUGCUGUCGGUGCCCAAUGUUUUUUACCGGCCCAAGGAGCGGCAAGAGGAGUCGGAUGCGGCGCGGGAGAAGUUUUUCGUUCCCGAGUCCGACCACCUGACCUACCUGCACGUGUAUUCGCAGUGGAAGGCCAACGGCUAUCUGGACGGCUGGUGCACGCGGCACUUCCUGCACUCCAAAUCGCUGCGGCGAGCAAAAGAGGUGCGCGAACAGCUGGUGGACAUUAUGAAGCUGCAGAAGAUGGCGAUGAGCAGCUGUGGCUCAGACUGGGAUGUGAUCCGCAAGUGUAUCUGCUCGGGCUACUACCACCAGGCGGCCAAGGUGAAGGGCAUCGGCGAGUACAUCAACCUGCGGACGAGUGUGACGGUGCAGCUGCACCCAACCAGUGCGCUUUACGGUCUGGGAUUUCUGCCCGAUUAUGUCAUCUACCACGAGCUCAUCCUGACGUCCAAGGAGUAUAUGUCGACUGUGACGGCCGUGGACCCGCGGUGGCUGGCAGAGCUGGGCGGCGUGUUCUACUCCGUCAAGGAGAAGGGCUACUCGGCACGCGAGAAGCGCAUCGUGGAGACCGAGUUCAACCGAAAGAUGGAGAUCGAGUCGAAGAUGGCCGAAGACAAGAAACGCCAGGAGGCGCAACAGCAGGCCGAAGAGGACAGAGCCCGCCGGACGAGUUCGGCUGUUGCACCCAAAAUCGGCGACACAAGCAAGAAGAUCGUCGUCCACGGCGCCCUCCCGGUCCUCCUUGUCGAGACGCACGACAUGCGCGUGACUGGGACCUCGGUCGAUGAGUUGCAUAAAGGCCGCGAUGCUCUUCUCUUCGCCCUGAACCUCGCCUUCGACCUAGAUAAAGUCCGCCAGUCACUCGUUAGACUGUGCAGCACUGUCGUCAUCGACACGACUUACCUUGUUAUUGGGGAGAUUCUGCACCCAGCCAACGAGCUCAUGUUGGACAGCAUGCUUCCUGGCGAAAUAUCUGGUCACCGCACAGAGACGGGCGCAGUUCCAACAGUGCUCUUUGGCCGGCCUGGAAAGAAGCGGAAGGUUUACCGACAACGGCACGAAACUGAAGGCGGUCCUGAAACGAAGAUUGACGGCCAUGCUGUCACUCUAUUGCCACGGCCCGUUUCUAUCAGCGACAACGCGGCAAAGGACGACACCUCCGGGUCAGACGGUCAACGACCUGCAGAGACAACAGAGGAUGCCCGUGCCGACAUCGAGAUCGAGAACGGCGACCGUGAUGGCGAUGACAAUAGGGACAGCGAUGAGAGCGAAGUCGAUGCUGACGAGCUCGCUUCGAUAACAUUAGCAGAGUUGAUGCGGCUGCGAAAGGGGCGCCGACCAAAAAUGGGCGGAGUUGAGUUUCGAGGCGACGAAGGCGGUCCGUCUUCUUUGUUGCAAAACAUGGGCAAUCGGCUGGGAGACUUCAAUUUUGACAACCUCGAUAUGAGCUUGGAUAUGUCUGUGCCGAUGGACAUCGGCUUACGAUUUGCGCCCCAGACGGGGCUCAUCGGCGAUGUUGUGAACAAGCAUAUGGAGGAAUACGUAGAAGCUGAAAUGGCCAAGCGAUAUAAUACAGACUCGUCACAGGCGGGAGGUGGCCAUAGCGGUCGGAACGGUGUUUCAGACGGCAUGGGAGCUGGCUCGUCAAGCCUGAACAGCAAGGAAGUGCGCGAGCAGCUCGCUAUGAAAGGCAAGCUUCAUGAGAUCGACCUCGGCGCUGAGUCGCGCGCCCGAAACGUCGCCAUGACAGAACGGGCUACCCGUCGGCUGCGAGGCAACGACAAUGUCGUUGAUGACGAAGCCGGCAAAGACGAAGACGUCCAAAAGCCCCGAACAGGCAAAAAGGCUCCUGGCCGCAACGGAAAUCCGCCGCCGCGGGAUCGCCGCAAUAGCGACGACAUCAAACGAGACCAGAUGGUCGAACAGUUUCUGCAUGAAAACAAAAUGGAUGUGGAUGUGUACGAUGUUGCCCGCGAUACGGCUACGGGGGAGGGACGUCCAGCCGACGACCGCGUUGCUGAGCAGUUCCGCCGGGAGUUCAUGGAAGCUCUCGCCCAGCGGCUGCGACGAAAGCGCCGGCCUCUGGGACCUCCGGCGAAACCAAAGGUGCGCAACGAAGAAGAGAUUCUCCGAGGCCCCAAGCUAGGUGGCAGCCGCAACGUACGGUCGAUCAUGCGCGACAAGUUGCUGCAAAAGCAAGAGGAGGAACGGCAAAACAUGCCAAAAUACGAACAGGAGCUGCAGGAACAGCGGCGUCGUGCAAUGCGCCGACGAUAG